Messenger RNA from Linum trigynum, 2557 nucleotides. The record is from the annotation of a GenBank genome assembly. Lineage: Eukaryota; Viridiplantae; Streptophyta; Magnoliopsida; Malpighiales; Linaceae.
CGCUGUCGUAAACCGGUUUGACAACCUUGCUUCACUUUAUCAGCAGCAUUGCAUAAAAUUAACAUAAGAGAACGUAACGGGAUGGGGAAUGGAGAAAGAAAAGAGAGAUGGGCACAGUGGACAGUGAGAAAAGUGAAUGGGCAAAAUCCAGCUAGGGUUUGGCUCACAGUUUUCCCAACUGCUACACGUAGAUGCCGUAAGCAGUAUGAAGGGAAACCCAACCCACACGCUACCUCGCUGUUCUCCCCUAUCGGCUGCUAGUAGUAGUUAGUAACCGGCAGAAAAGCCUAGAUAAGUCCUGUUAUUAUACUCUUUCCUCACAUUCGAGCCUCUUAAAUCUUGAUUUCGAGCAUUCCAGUCCUUUCAAUCGUUAAGGAAAAAGUGGAACGGAUGGACAAACAUUCCACAAUCGAUUGCAUUUCGUCGAGAAAUGGUGUCGUCGCGCCUGUCUUGUUGCUGCGCGUCCCUGACAUAGACCUUCACUGACCGCUGCCACUUGGGCGCGCACCACUUUCAACCAGACACAAAUCUAUUCUCAAAAUGUAUCUUGAAAGACAGACGAUAAGUUCUUAACGAAUCUUGUAGAGCUACAAGUUCAAAACUAAUUGUUCUAAAGUGACUGAUCAAGUGAGGUGUUUUGUCAUAUCUAGCCAACAAUGAAAGAGUGAGCAAUUUCGUACUGUAAUCCAAACCGUUGCAUCGGCAUAUAGCAAUUAAGAAUGCGAGAUGAAAAAUCAAGCAAAUUGAUUUGUCAUAUCUCGUAAAAGGUUUGCGACGAACUUGGUAAAACAGUCAAAUCUGAGUAUUAAAAUGCUAACUAAACUUGAUUCAUGGACUAUUACAGCAUAUCUUUUCUUUUUCGAGGGGCGUUAAACAAUUUACAUUCCGGGAAGUAACUAACAGAGUCCGGGGAGAAGAAAGAAAAGAGUACAAACACAGAAGAGAAGAGGGAGAGGCCCCCUUUCACGUCAUUCAAGGCCCGCGUUUCUCACUUCCCCGGCUACCUGUAACUGUAAGUGGCCCUCUCUCUCUCUCUUCUUCCCAACACGCAUCCCUUUAUAAUUUGUUUUUCCCUCUCCCCCUUCCUCUGUUUCGGUUCCACAGCUUCUCCUUAUGAUGAUCUGAGGUAAACAAAAACAGAAAAUUCUUUCGCUUCUUUUUCUAGGGUUCGUUCGUUUACAAUCCUCGAACCCUCUUUUAAUCUGUAUCUGUUGAGCUAGAGAAACAGUAAAUGUUGCCUGUGCAUUGUAUUUGCUGGAUUGGGUUCGUAGGAUCGGGGUGAUUGGAUUGAAGAACUGGGGGAAAGUUCUGUGCUUUGUGUUCUUGCCUUCGUUCUUUUGUUUCAUUGGGGUGGAAAUCUUGUAUACUCUGUUUGGAUGGUAAUAAACUGUUUGUGUGAUUCAAAUUUCAUACUUUUUUGGCUUUCAUUGUAAAUGGAAUGUGAUUUUAGGACAAAUUUGUGCUGCUACUGGAUGUUUUUACUUGUAAUUAUGGUUUUGAUUGGUUCAGUAUCUAGUAGAGGGUUUGCGCCUUGCGGGUUCUAAUUUUGUGGAUAUCUGUUUGUUGAUUUGUUUCAGUGAAGAGGGCUAGUGCUCUUUUGCGCGUGUCCCAUUCUCUUCUCCAAAUCUCUUCCAUCCUUCCUAAUCCUGCUAACCGUCCCACAGCUUUGGGGGUGCUUUAACUCUAUCUAAACCAGAGAAAGAAAUGGAGGUCAAGCUAUGGAACGAUAAGCGUGAGCGAGAGAUGUACGAGAACUUUGCCGAGCUCUAUGCCAUAAUCAAGGCUACCGAGAAGCUGGAGAAGGCUUAUGUUCGAGACAUCAUCAACUCAUCUGAUUAUGAGACCGAGUGCCAGAAGCUCAUUGCUCAUUUCAAGACCUUAGCUUCUGCUCUGAAGGACACUGUCCCCAGCAUCGAGCGGUUUGCUGACACGUACAAGAUGGACUGCCCGGCUGCUAUAAACCGCUUGGUGACUUCUGGGGUGCCUGCCACGGUUGAACACAGGGCUGCUGCUGCUGCCACCGGAACUACCUCGGCUGCAACUGUUGCGGAAUGUGUCCAGAAUUUCAUCACGGCUAUGGAUUCUUUGAAGUUGAAUAUGGUGGCUGUGGACCAGGUGCAUCCUCUAUUGUCAGAUCUCUCGGCUUCACUCAACAAGCUUAGCAUUUUGCCCCCUGACUUUGAAGGGAAGACCAAGAUGAGAGAGUGGAUUUCGAGGCUGUCUAAGAUGGGGGCUUCUGAUGAGUUGACCGAGCAGCAGUCACGGCAACUGCACUUUGAUCUCGAGUCUUCGUACAAUUCGUUCAUGGCAGCUUUACCUAGCUCUGAUAACAGUCUGUUUUCUUCGUGGGCAAUCUGGCUUGCGGGAAGAGUGAACGAGGCCACAAUUCCUCUGCAAGCUCAGAAUGUACAGCAGCCGUUGGAUGGAGCUGUCAUGCGUUUGCAGAGUAAACGAGCCCGCUCCUUCGCCCUCUAAGCCGAGACAUGAAGGAGUUGUUCCUUUGCUUGCCAUCUUCGAUGGGAUCCAACAUUGAAACUAAUAAAUGACAUGAAAAUUU